AUGACCAAGAAAUUGAAAAUCCUACUCACAAUGACCAAGAAAUUGAAGAUAAUACUUACGAUGAAGAUUUUACCUAUGAUGAAGAUGAUGAGCAAGUGUCUUGUGGUGAACUCAUACCUGAUAAUGAACUCGAAUCUGAUGAUGAAACAGCUAAAUCUACUGAUUCGGCUCCAACUAAUCAGUUAGAUGAAAGCCCCAUAUGGCAACAUUUUGAGAGAAAGCCUGACUAUGUGCUAGACUCUAAUGUUUGCAAAUAUUGUACUCCUAAAAAAAAAUAUAAAUUAACAACUAGCAUAUCAUCUUUAAGAGUGGUUGAUAUAUGA
Molecule: messenger RNA, 323 nt
Organism: Dentiscutata erythropus
Lineage: Eukaryota; Fungi; Glomeromycota; Glomeromycetes; Diversisporales; Gigasporaceae
Source: the annotation of a GenBank genome assembly